Phodopus roborovskii (desert hamster) is the source of this 520-nucleotide messenger RNA. It is a transcript of the gene Bloc1s1, whose product is annotated as biogenesis of lysosomal organelles complex 1 subunit 1. Gene Ontology annotation, biological process: endosomal transport. The record is from RefSeq and is a predicted model, not a curated record. The transcript is spliced from 4 exons. The coding region runs from base 72 to 449 and encodes 125 amino acids. NCBI's taxonomy places the organism in Eukaryota, Metazoa, Chordata, Mammalia, Rodentia, Cricetidae. Gene Ontology annotation, cellular component: BLOC-1 complex.
AGCCCCGGCGCAACCCAGCUCCGCAGCCCGCGGGAGGGGCCCUUUGUGCCCACGCCCGGCCAGAUACGACCAUGCUGUCCCGCCUGCUCAAAGAACACCAGGCCAAGCAGAAUGAGCGCAAGGAGCUGCAGGAGAAGAGGCGUCGAGAGGCCAUCACUGCAGCGACCUGCCUGACCGAAGCUUUGGUGGAUCACCUCAAUGUGGGUGUGGCCCAGGCCUACAUGAACCAGAGAAAGCUGGACCACGAGGUGAAGACCCUCCAGGUCCAGGCCGCCCAGUUUGCCAAGCAGACAGGCCAGUGGAUUGGAAUGGUGGAGAACUUCAACCAGGCACUUAAGGAAAUUGGGGAUGUGGAGAACUGGGCUCGGAGCAUCGAGCUGGACAUGCGUACCAUUGCCACUGCGCUGGAGUAUGUCUACAAAGGGCAGCUGCAGUCUGCUCCACCCUAGCCUCUCCUCCCCUCUCCCCCUCCCAGGAGGGAGACUGGUAGGUCAUGAAUAAAACCCAGGCUUCCAUUCUG